UCAUAAAUGAUUUAGUUAGAGGUCAUUCGAUUGUGAAGUCCGGUUUUUAUGUUUACUUUUACUUAGUUUAGUUCAGAUAACAUUUACAUAAUGAAUAGAAUGAAGCAGUUGCAACUUAUUAAAAAUGUUAUUAAUCUGAAUUUCCAAAGAAGUUGCUCAAGUAAAUCUGGAGAAAUUUACACGAGCAGUGACUUCCAGAAUGGCAUUCGUAAAAUUACGAUGUGCCAUGGAAAAACACGUAACUCUCUAUCAGUGGCAAUGAUGGAAAACUUAUUGAAGGAAAUUGAAAACAACAGAGAUGACCCACAAUUGAGGGCAAUUGUUUUAGCUGGAGAUGGUCCAAUAUUCUCUGCUGGUCACAAUUUAAAAGAAUUGACAGAGGAUUGUGGUAGGGCCCAGCACAUGCAUAUAUUUAACUUAUGUGCUAAAUUGAUGGAUGCAAUUGUUCAACAUCCUGUUCCAAUAAUAGCAAGGGUAGAUGGUUUGGCUGCUGCAGCAGGUUGCCAGUUGGUGGCCCAAUGUGAUUUAGCUGUGUGUACAGAGAAAAGCAAAUUUUCAACUCCAGGGGCAAACUUUGGUAUCUUUUGUUCAACUCCAGGCAUUGCUUUGGCAAGAAGUGUAAAUAAGUCUACAGCCUUGAAGAUGCUUCUUACUGGAGAACACAUAACUAGUGAUGAAGCCAAAUCCAGUGGUCUUGUUGCAGCAGUAACGCCAACUCCAGAGGCUUUAGAUGAAGAGAUUAACAAAUUAUGCAAUGCCAUUAGAAGUAAAAGCAGAGCUGUUAUAGAAUUGGGGAAGAGGUUCUAUUAUAAACAAAUUAGAGAAGAUUUAAAAACUGCAUACAAUCUAGGUGGCAAUGUGAUGGUGGACAAUAUAAAUGGAGUAGAUGGUAAGGAAGGAAUCAAGAGUUUUUCAGAAAAAAGGAAACCUGUCUGGAGACAUGAAAUAUAAAUAACUUGUUGCAUUUUUUAAAAUCUAAACUAAAUUCUUAAUAAUAAAAAAAAUGUACAAUAACU
Molecule: messenger RNA, 1016 nt
Organism: Nicrophorus vespilloides
Lineage: Eukaryota; Metazoa; Arthropoda; Insecta; Coleoptera; Silphidae
Product: enoyl-CoA hydratase domain-containing protein 3, mitochondrial
Exons: 5
Coding region: 91-951 (286 amino acids)
Cellular component (GO): mitochondrion
Molecular function (GO): hydro-lyase activity
Source: RefSeq, a predicted model, not a curated record